Molecule: messenger RNA, 2706 nt
Organism: Varanus komodoensis (Komodo dragon)
Lineage: Eukaryota; Metazoa; Chordata; Lepidosauria; Squamata; Varanidae
Product: coiled-coil domain-containing protein 162-like
Exons: 15
Coding region: 456-2597 (713 amino acids)
Source: RefSeq, a predicted model, not a curated record
UGUUUUAGACCCUGAUGUUGUUUCCCUGGAGAUCAUUCCUAGCAAAUGGAGGUCCAUUUCCUGUCACUAUUAGCAACCUAAAUCCCAUAAAUUACAGCAUGCAGGUACGAGCCUUCCAAUGUUUAUUCUUGCACAUACUUAGUACAUAUUAAAUCAGUUAUCUUGUGUGUUUCCAACAACAUACAGAUCACUAUAGAAAUAAAAUAGCUUUUUGCUGUUUGUUAAAUAAAUCUGUCACAUUGUUCUGAAGUUCAGCAAAACAAAUAUUUCUUUGUCUUGUUACCAUCAGUGCCAGAAGGCUUAUCUAAAAUCAUCCUCUUAUAUAGAAACUUGUUGGUUUGAUCCCAAUAAGUUGGGAUCUCAAGGUGUCUCAUUCUUUCUAGUUAUGCCUAUGUGGACUGAAUGAUGAGGAUCGAAGAGUAGCACAUGGAGAGCUGGUUAGGGUGCAUUUUAUAAUGGAUGAUGUGCUCCAAAGUCAUUAUGAAGGUCUGCAAGAUCCCAGAAAACAGCAAACAUCUUUCAGCAAGCAGAAUUCAGCAGCCAGUGCUGGAGCGAGUGCAAAGCCUUUGAAAAAACUGCCGGAGCUGCCUGACUUCAUGGCCUCCUGUGCCUUUCAGAGAUCUUACCUUAUCCUGUGGAAGCAAUUAGAAAUGGUAAAAGCAGAAUGGGGAAGACUAAAACUGAAAGUUGAAGAUAUCAAUACAGUUCCUCUGUACAAGCAGUUUUCUGACCUAUAUGGUACUGAAGUUUUGUACCCUGCUAUGAGGUCCAUAGCCAGGCAGAGGGGUAUAGAAGAUGGAUUUGAUGGAUUUGAAGCUGCGUCUCAGUGUAUGCUCUCCCUGAAUGAAGCCUCAGAAGUUGAGAUAAAAACACACCAGCUUCAAAAACUCUUGGAAAGUCUAGAAAUACACAUGAUCCAUGACGUACAAAAGAAAAUUAACAAAGAAAUGACACUGGUUAUAUCUGAAAAAACAAGAGAGGGGAGUAACCUCCCUACAGAGCUUUGGAAGCAUCGUAGCAUGCAAGAAAUCUUCUCUGUCACAAGGCCAGAAAUAGCUGAGUCAUUUAUACAGAGGCUAAUGGAAAAUCACAGAGAGACUGAGACAGAGAUUGCCUUUCAGAAAGACCAUUUGCAAAAAUGCCUCACUACCCUAGGUUGUGACAUCAUGGCCAGAGAACGCAGGAACUUUGAAACCUAUUCCAUGUUUUACGAAAAUAUACUCCAUCAGCAACAUCAACUUCUCUAUCAAAAAGAACAAGUAUUUCUUAUGCUGUUGAUCCAGUGGUGGGAAAGGGGGCAGCGAGUUGCAUCAAUUUCUUUGCACUGGAAGCUCUUUGUAUGUUGGUGUGCCAAGGAAAUUAAUCUAUAUCAGGUUAGUGGUAGUAACUUUCCUGUUUUCAUUCAGGAGGCACCUGGAAGGGUGGCAGAACUGAGUCAUGAGAUGAUUAUGGAAAUAAUGGCUCUGAGAGCCAGACUUGAUGAUUUACAAGAAGAAGGUCACAUCCAAAAAGAGAAAAUAAGAAAAGAAGUGAAAGAAGAUGAUGAAGCAUUAGUGCAAAAUAUGUUUAUGAUGUGUCUGCAACUGAAAGGGAAGUUGGAAGAGUAUCGCUUAAACAUGAACAGUCACAUUUUAGAGAUAAUCAGUGAAGUAAGAAGAGAAGGGAUAGAGAAAAUGAUCGACCUGAAGAAAAAGUUUGGCUCCACAAAAGAUAAUGAUGCACUCAAAGAACAUUUAACUCAGCAGGAGCAGUUGCAGGAGCUACGGGAUGAAAACAGCCACUUGAAGCAAUUACUUUGCAAACUGAAGGCCAUGAGCUGCUGGAAAGAAACAAUGCAAAAAGGACGCAUGUCAGUUCUGUUAAGAGAAGUGGAGAAGGAAGCCAUUCAAAAUAAAAAAGAGUGCCUGAAAUCCAAGAUGAUGUCCGAACAUGAGACAAGGUUAUUUGGUAAGCAACUGAAGGCUGCAAGGAAAGCCUUGGCAGAGUUUCAGGCAGAGAAUAAAAGGCUGAAGCUGCAGCUAGACAAACAGGAAUACCUGCUACAGGAGGCAAAGCAUAAAAUGAAUCAAGAAGCUCUCAAAAGGCAGCAACUAGAUCAGAUUAGGACAACCAACUUGGAAAGAAUGCUGGAAAACCUCAGAGAAAGAGAGCUGAGCAUGCAGGGCCUGUCAGAGGACACUGCAAAAUUGUUGAAGCAAAAGCAGCUUGAGGGGAAAAAAGCUAAGAGAGAAAUCCAGCAAGUAAGAACCCAGCUGACCCAGGAACGCAGUUUAAAAAUGAAUGCUUUCCAGCGGGUAGAUGAGCUGCAGUGUCAGCUUUAUGACUUGGAAGCUGCAACAUCUCAGAAACCUUCCUCCACAGGCUAUGCUUCAUGGAGCCAGAAUACAGGAAUGUCAAUGUUUACAUUAACCAGGGAUUUCAGGCCGCAUCUUUUGUCUGCUUACUCUGCAAGUAGCAUUAAGUCAAAGAAGGGUGGAAGACCCAAGACAGUACCUACUGGAUGGAAAAACAGAAUAGUAGAUUCCCUCUUGCCGGAUCUUACAGAACACAUUUAUUCUCCCGUGCAACUCUGUGGACAGAAGGCACCUCAGAAAUAAGCUGUUACUGCUUUUACAAACAUUUUGUUCACCAGGUUAACGCCACAACAUAGUGGAAGCAGUUUCAAAUGAGAAUGUGUUACUGGUUAAGUUUGAAAAUGGGAUGUUA